AAUUGUGAUUUGUUAAUGCACUUUGGGCUACAAAAAAUAAUUACCCCAGGCCCCAGGGUCAACACAGUCUGCGUCUUCUCGGACACAAUUCGAACUCGAGUUAGAGAAUCCUGGACAAGACAGAACACUUUGACAUCUGUGUGGAAGACAAUGGCUGCCAAAUAUGCCAGGGUGCUUGUGCAUCUUCGGAAAACUUCACAGAAUGUAUAUGAAGCAGCUAAGUUCAGUGAAUGCAUUUUUGAUCACCUGGGCAUAGAAGAUAAUGGCUUAGUGGAGUGUCAACUUGAAAACAACCAGCUUUUGUUACAACCCCCAACUCAAAAUAAUGAUAUAGCAAAAUCUCUUGGGAGUAAUCACAGCCCUACUUCUUAUAGGAUAAUGCAUCCACCAUUUUGUCCAGUUCAUCACUUGGAUGAUGAAAGUACAAAAGACUUGCCACCAGAAAUAAUGAGCAGAGGUAUUGAUGUUGGUGUAGCUGUACUUCUUGAAUCCUGUGAUGGACACUUGUUAUUAACACGUCGAGCACCUCACAUGAGAACCUUUCCUGGUGUGUGGGUUCCUCCGGGAGGUCACGUUGAGGAAGGUGAAACAUUGGAAGAGGCUGCACUGCGGGAGUUGAAUGAAGAAACGGGAUUGUCAAUUAAUUCAGCAGAAAGAAAGAGCAGUAAUAUUCUUGGGCUUUGGGAAUCAGUUUAUCCACCUAUCCUUGCAAUGGGACAACCAAAAAGACAUCAUAUUGUGAUUUACUUGUUGAAUGUUGUAUUCUAGCGAACGUGCCAAAGCCUCGGGAACAACAUCCGACUCUGUCCAGAGGAGGUUGAUGCUGCAGUUUGGCUUUCUCCAGAUCUAGUGAAUAUAGCUGUGUGGAAUCCUGAUGGAAAGGACAACCAAGAUGAUGAAAAGUUGUAUGAAAAAUGAUAAAAGCAAAGAGAUCCAAUUACUUUAGUGAAUAAAUUUGGAGAACAUGCAUCAGGAGUUCUUGACUCAAGUAUUUUGCUUAACAGAGUACCCUCUCCUGGCAUGGACAUGGAACGUAUAAGCACUGGCAGUAGGUUUGCACUGUCACUGUGGCUAGAAAAGCAGUUCACAGGCAAUAAAGAAGAAGCAAGGAGUCUAUAUGAUAAAAAUAUAUUUUUGGGGAAAGAGUCCUCUGAAAAGCUUAAAAAUAAGAUGUGACAUAUACAAUACAGCAAAAUAUUAAUUAAUAUAUUUUUUAUUGUAUAAUGCGACUUAAUAGCAGUAAUGUAAUAAAGUUCUUUCUUCAUAGACACUGAACAGAAACAAGUCUUUGAAUUACCAUAUGCAAGGUAUCAAAUUUAUACUCAUGAAAGCAGGAAGUUUCCAAGUGAAUGA
This is a messenger RNA of Macrobrachium nipponense, 1353 nucleotides long. Its product is annotated as nucleoside diphosphate-linked moiety X motif 17-like. Lineage: Eukaryota; Metazoa; Arthropoda; Malacostraca; Decapoda; Palaemonidae. Gene Ontology annotation, biological process: NAD+ catabolic process; NADP+ catabolic process. Gene Ontology annotation, cellular component: peroxisome; cytosol. Gene Ontology annotation, molecular function: NADH pyrophosphatase activity. The record is from RefSeq and is a predicted model, not a curated record. The transcript has 9 exons.